AUGUCGAGAAACGUGUCUACUGGCUCGCUGAGAGCGAGACCAUCUGCGCUCUCCACCAAGUCAUUUACGCGCUAUGAGCCUUCUCUCACUUCUCCUACCUCCGCCACUGGGAGAAGCAGAGCCAGCACCAUCCAGUCUGUUACUGACGUGAAGUCGCCCAAGAAAGUGGACGCGUCGCCUGAAGACAUCUUUGACAAGUCUAUCACCGAGGAGAAUGAACCUCCCUCUCCCGAUCUGGGCAGGUCCAACAGCCUUCCGGAACGCUUCGAUGAACUGCCAAUAGAGCUGGCAAGCCUCUGCGACCGAUUUGUCGAGUCGCUCAGCGCCAAAGUAUACAAUGAACCGCCAGCCAUCGAGCAGCUGGCCGAGUUGUUCCAGGAGUUUUACGCAAGAGCGUCUGGUGCAGUCUCCAUUCACAUUGCGACUCUGAGAUCCCGUCUCAACAGAGGCACUUCUCCUACGCCCUCUAAAGCCAGUUCUCGAACGCCGGCUGCACCGAGUAAAUCCUCACCUGAUUCACUUGGCUCGGGUGCAGGUCGUGGUGGCGCACAACAGAUGCUUACAGCGUCUGAAGUGACGGAACGGCGGAAACAGAGGAAGCUCCUCGAAUACAAGAGAAUUGUACUAGAAGAAGCCGUGGAAAAGAGAGUAUGUGAGAAGGUCUACGACAAGAUAUGGAGACACAAAAGCACCCUGGAUGAAGUCAGGGACGAAAAGCUACGUUCGAAAACAGCCGCAUUGGCACUUGUUGGCAUCGGCCUGAAAGAUCUGGGUAUUGAAUUGAGUGAGGACAGCGGCACAUCGGCCGAAGAUGUCCAAGCCUCCCUUGCCCCUGCACGGGAGAGUUUGGCCAAGAUGAACGACGAGCGGUAUCCUUUGGGCAAGCUACAGCACCUCACCACUGCCCACAAAGCCGUCGUCGACACCCUCUCGUCAAUUCAUUCCUCCUCAUCUUCGGCCGACGAGAUCCUGCCCACUUUAAUCUAUACCCUGAUCACAUCUCCCAUUGAGGGUAUCAACGUCAUCAGCAAUCUACAAUUCAUCCAACGGUUCCGGGCCGCUCCCAGGAUCGAUGGCGAAGCUGCUUACUGCCUGACCAACCUGGAAGCUGCAAUCACCUUUCUGGAGGACGUCGAUCUGGCGAGUCUGCGGGAGGACGAGAAGCCAGAAGGUCCCACGAAAGCACCAGCACAAUCCGAAGGAGACCAGGACCCGGAGAAGUUGGAAGCCUUUCCUCCACUACCUGGGACGGCGCCAGCACCGUCGACCCCCACAACGGCCACCUCAACUUCGAACGCUACAGGCACAGCAGAAUUAAGUCCAGCUGCAUCGGUCAUCAAAGACCUACCCGAAAAGUCUACGAAGACUCCCACCACGAGACACCAACGCACCUUAUCCGAUCUGCUCCAACCAAUCACCAAUGCCAACGAAGCAGUCCGAUCGACGGCCGAGGAAGGCUUCAAGAACAUCUCGAAUACCCUUGACAACAGCCUGAAAUUUUUCCUGGGCAAACUCAAGGAGAGAGGGAGCGAAGGCCCGAAUACCGAAGUCGUUGUCCCGAAGACCCUUGACGAGGCAAGGCAACUCGUCAGUCGACCCCUGACACCAGACGAAGACGAUCACGCGCUCAGCGAAUCGAGUUCCAUGCACGACGGUCAAACAAGUCCCAUGCCUCCGAAUUUGACGAAGACUGAGGAAAAGUUGUUAGGUCUGCUUGGCGGGCGCAAGGCCGCUAUCCGAGAACGAAGCGUCGAUAGCAUCAAGAGUAACGCCAGCGGCGGCGGGAAAAGGGCAGGAUUCCUUGCAGCUACCACGAAUUCGCCUCCCAACGGGCCUUCAGUGCCGGGCAACGCAGCAGCUGCGCAGAAGCCCGCUCCAGCGGCUGCGCCAGCGGCGAGCAGCAGCAAUCCACUUGAGACGGUCAAGAACUUCGGCAAUAGCCUGAAUCCCAUGGGUUCCCUCGGGUCCGCGUUUGGCAGUGCGUUUGGCCGUUUCGGCGCCCGACCAUCAGCUUCACCACCCUCAGUGCCACCAACACCAGUUACACCGACCAUUGUGGUGGACAAAGACAGUCAGACCACCAUGGCCCCAACAGUUGAGGAGGGCAAACCCCCGAAGACAACGAACGAAGUGCCAUUGAAGACACCAAACAAGUCCGAACUCGCCGCGAUCCGAGCUGCGCCUCCGAUCCCACGAUUCCUCCUCCUAGGCGACGCGAGCGAGCUGAGGUUAGGAGAGGUGCAGGAUCUGCUUGACGACUACCAGCGUCUAGCGAGGGUGUUGGGCAAACUGGUGCAGCGUGCUCAGAACGAGGAGGAAGAUGAAGCCGAAUUAGAGGAUAAGGAGGACCUGGAUGUAACAAAAGGAUAG
Molecule: messenger RNA, 2370 nt
Organism: Cladophialophora carrionii CBS 160.54
Lineage: Eukaryota; Fungi; Ascomycota; Eurotiomycetes; Chaetothyriales; Herpotrichiellaceae
Exons: 1
Coding region: 1-2370 (789 amino acids)
Biological process (GO): vesicle-mediated transport
Cellular component (GO): cytosol; endocytic vesicle
Molecular function (GO): guanyl-nucleotide exchange factor activity; small GTPase binding
Source: RefSeq, a predicted model, not a curated record